AUGACUUCAGAACAAUCAAUACCUUCUCUAUCCAUUCGAAUCCUUCAAAUAUCAAGUGCUAUAAUAUGGUGUUUAUUAGCGGCUGGUCCCGUAUUUGGGUUUGCAGCAUUGAAACCAAUCUUAAUUGCUGAACAUAUUUAUGAAAAGAAUUGUGAUUUAAAAGUAAAUCAAACAGGGAGUUUGGCAACUGCUGUUUGUGCAGAACAAGAUUUAUCUUUGAAUUUCUUGUUCACAGUAGCUUGUAUGGUCACCAAUAUUUCAGCGUUACCAGUUGGGUCCAUUUUAGAUAGUUAUGGUCCAAGAGUAACUGGUAUAAUUGGAUCUUUCAUCUUAGCAUUAGCAGCGUUGACAUUGAAAUAUUCAUCCUAUAUUACUUUAUUUGAUGGGUAUUUGACGGGUUAUACUUUAUUAGCAUUAGCUGGUCCAUUUGUAUUCAUUUCAUGUUUCCAAUUAGCCAAUUCAUUUCCAAAGAAUUCUGGAUUAAUAUUAGCUUUAUUAACUGGUGCAUUUGACUCAAGUUCAGCUGUGUUUUUAAUUUAUAGAAUCAUUUAUACAUCAAUGUCUAAAAUAUCGAUUGAAAACUUCUUUACCGUUUAUUUGAUCGUUCCUGUUUUCAUUCUUAUUUGUCAAUUACUGAUAAUGCCAUCUCAAUCAUAUAAGACUAUUGGCACAUUAGCUAAAAUCGCUGAAACUGGAAUUGAUGAAACUGGAAAACCAAUUGAUCACGAUUUAUUAUUACCAGAAGAUAGGGAAAUUCAAUCUACUCAAAAUAAUAGUAGUAGUGCUAUUAUGGAAGCAGCUGGAGAAUACUAUCAACCAACAAUCAGCGAAACUACAGCUUUAUUAAUCAGAAGAUCGUCGUCAGUAGCUGUGGCUGCUAGUAGAAGAGAAUCAGUUAUCCUGAGAUAUUCAGUCGUCUCAGUGAAGUCUGUCUAUGAACAUGAUAAAGAUAAUGAAUUGAUUAGUGCUUCAGGUGGAGUAUUUGGUAUUAUGCAUGAUGCCACUAUUAAUCAACAAUUUCUCUCUCAAUGGUUCAUAUUAAUGACGUUAUUCACUACUAUCCAAAUGUUAAGAAUAAACUACUUUGUAGCUACUGUUAAAUCUCAAGAGUUAUAUUUAUACAAUAAUAAUGAAAUCAUUGCCACUGCUAUAAAUCAAUUCUUUGAUUUGGCGUUACCAUUAGGUGGGAUCUUUUCAAUUCCAUUCAUUGGAUUAAUUCUUGAUAACUUCACCACCUUGAGUAUCUUAUACAUUUUAACUGGUUUAUCAUUAUUUAUUGGUGUAAUGGGUAUACUUUCAUGGAUCCCAGCUACAUAUGCCGGAAUUAUUGUAUUGGUUAUUUACCGUCCCUUUUAUUAUACUGCUGUUAGUGAUUAUUGUGCUAAAGUAUUUGGGUAUGAUAAUUUCGGUACUAUUUAUGGUACAAUCAUUGCAUUUUCGGGUAUUUGUAAUAUUUUACAACAAGUUAUGGAUAAAUUAACGCAUCAAUAUUUCAAUAUGAAUCCAAUUCCAGUAAAUUCGAUAUUAAUAGUCUUAACCGCUGUAUUUGGUUUUGCAUUGAUUGGAUUUGUGAGAUCACAAGAAUUACAAUUAAAGAGAAAGAGGUUGGAAUUAGAAGCUCAAGAAGCCACAAAUAGACCAAUCCCAACAUAA
Molecule: messenger RNA, 1653 nt
Organism: Scheffersomyces coipomensis
Lineage: Eukaryota; Fungi; Ascomycota; Pichiomycetes; Serinales; Debaryomycetaceae
Exons: 1
Coding region: 1-1653 (550 amino acids)
Cellular component (GO): fungal-type vacuole membrane
Source: RefSeq, a predicted model, not a curated record